AUGGAAGGAGUACCCUCUCCUCUCCAGAUAGGCUCCCCUACCACCAGACGACCCUCCGAACCAUCUAUACCUACUGCCCUCCGCGUAGGUUCUCCGGCAAUUGGUGGAACCCCGCCUUCCCAUGCUCGACCACCACUUGCACGCAAGACCACCUCAGGGAGCUCAAAUAGGCUUUCGCAGCUCUUUCCGUCCCGUCCUUCCUCGGUAGCGUCAAGUACACCCCCCGAGAGUAUACCAGCAUCAAGACGCACGUCGUAUCCCUCGCCUCUUGUACCAGCCGCAGAGCCCUCCUACCGUACACCUCGCGCCCCGCCACGUCCAUCAUUCGCGGAGGACACUUCGUAUAACCCAUCUGCAAAUGCAUUCAGUCAGCAAGGCGCUUCGCCGUCGUUACAGAGCAACAGUGGGACAAAAAGGUUGUUGAGCCGGCUUACAUCACUGCGCAACGGAGGCUCUAAAGGUGGAAACUACAAUAGGCUGGACGAUGUGGAGUCAGGAUCCUCUAAGGCGCGGUUGCGGGGUGUCGAAGAGGCGGAUGAAGCGGUAGGCUACGAUCUGAGUGGGCUGGAUGGCACGCCGAUGAAGAAAUUCGAGCCUCCAAAACAGAAAGCUAGCGCAACAGAUGCGAUGGAGCGGGAACGACAUAUGAGCGAGGCUGGCCUUGCAGCCGAGUUCGAAAGCUUCGAGGCAGGAAUUGGAGCCGGCAUGACCUCGAUCCUUCAGAAGCCUUUUACACAUACCCCGACUCAGCCAUUGCAAGGAACGAACGCUGGUCACAGGCGCGGGUUGUCGGCCUCGGAGAUAGUCAAUGCUCAGGCCAAAGAUGCGCAAAAGGAAGCCGAGAAAACAGGCGACAUUGUUGCUAUUGCGGAUAUCCCUGUCGACAUUAGUGACUUUGCUGCGGGCAACGAUUUUGACGCCCGAAGUAUCAUGACGACCGAUACAGGUCUGGCCAAGGAUGAAGCGCAGACCAGUUACUUCUUCCCACCUGACCCGGAACAGCCCGCAUGGCGACCUUUUACAAUGGGCUGGCCGUGGAUAUUCCUACUUAUUGUCGUUGCGCUUAGCCUUGCUGGCCUACAGGAAUUCUUGUGUCAGGUAUCAAUGAAGAGAGUCAGAGAUGAUCCAGAGGGUGGACUGGUACAGUUCAAGAAGGCUGGCGACCUGACGGUGACUGCAUACUUCACAUGGCAGUAUGCGCCCAUCAUUUUCUUCGUUUUAUAUGGAAUACUUUGGCAGAUGACAGAUUUCGAAGUCAAACGACUAGAACCCUUCUACCAGCUAUCGAAGAAAACAGGCGCAACUGCCGGAGAAUCACUCAACAUGGAUUACCUCACCUUCAUGUCUUGGCUGGUACCGCUGAGGGCUCUUCGACACAAGCAGUUUGCCGUCAUUUACAGCUCCGUGGGCACGUUGGUUGCUAGCAGCCUUGUCCCGGUGCUGCAGUCGGCCUCCAUCAACAUGUAUCCACCGAAGAGUCAGCGCAAAACCGACGGGUGGAAAUCUGUACGUAUCGAUCCGCCAUGGUCGAGGGCUGUCUCGGCGUGCUUGGUCUUUGUUGCAUUCUGCGGCGCGGCACUGAUGUACGCUAUGCGACGAAAUAGCGGUCUGCAAUCCGAUCCUAAAGGCAUCGCUGGUAUCGCAGCCAUGGCUACCAAAAGUCACAUUCUUGCAGAUUUUCGCGGACUGGACACGGCGCCGCUCAACAAGAUCCAUAAGCAACUACGGCAUCGCAGGUUCAUCCUACACAAGAGCUCCCUAUGGCAGGGUGAAUAUAUCCGCAACAGCAAAGACAAGAUUCACGAACAUGGUACGGAUCCGCGACCCCUUAUGAUGAAGCUGAGAUCUGGUGUACCCUUUAUCGCGUUUAUCGUCGCCUUCAUGGCUUCAGUACCAGUCUUCAUGUUUGUUGAAUCUACAAGUAUCGUUACAGAAAAGCUACCCUUUCUCAUGACGGGCCUGGCCACAAUUAUCAAGAUCCUCUGGAACACUAUGAAUUGCGACAUCCGCAUGCUGCAGCCCUUCUUCAUCCUUGCAAAGCGGCAUGCUCCAGCAAAGACUCUCACACUUGAUUACGCCGGCACAAAUCCUCUCUUCCUUCCCUUCAAAGCGAUGCUCAACGGCCAUUAUCUCGUCAUGCUCGUUGCAUUUGGCUCCAUCCUUGCUGAGGUUCUCACCGUUUGCGUAUCUUCUAUUAAUGUUGACGGAACGAAAUUCGUGCCAGGCCACGGCGGCGAAAACGUCAAGUCCGAAGACGACGCAGAUGACCGCUACAACACCGAACAAACCUUUCGCUCCUUCUGGUCCUCUUUCGCGCUCACCAUGCUCAUCCUCCUCUACCUCAUCAUUAUUGCCAUCCUCGCUUAUGUUAAGCGCUCUCACAAAUUCAUGCCUCGCCAAAUUGGCACCAUGGCGAGCGUCCUCGCUUUUAUCCAUCAAAGUAAGAUGCUGGUGAGCUUCGUGGACACGGAGAUGUUUGAUAGCAGCAAGAUGACGAAGCACCUGGAGAAGAGUGGGAAGACAUACGCGCUAGGGUGGUUUAGUGGUAGAGACGGAGAUGAUCACUUGGGAAUUGACGAGGAGGAGAUUCUGAGCGAGUACAAAUAUGGUUUCGACUGGACGGACAGUCGGUUGCGUCCGGGGCAAGUUGGCAUGUGGGAGCAUUACUGA
Cucurbitaria berberidis CBS 394.84 is the source of this 2670-nucleotide messenger RNA. RefSeq lists its product as uncharacterized. Lineage: Eukaryota; Fungi; Ascomycota; Dothideomycetes; Pleosporales; Cucurbitariaceae. The record is from RefSeq and is a predicted model, not a curated record. Bases 1 to 2670 code for a protein of 889 amino acids. The transcript is spliced from 2 exons.